Molecule: messenger RNA, 1762 nt
Organism: Ceratitis capitata (Mediterranean fruit fly)
Lineage: Eukaryota; Metazoa; Arthropoda; Insecta; Diptera; Tephritidae
Product: limbic system-associated membrane protein-like
Exons: 6
Coding region: 23-1345 (440 amino acids)
Biological process (GO): synapse organization; homophilic cell-cell adhesion
Cellular component (GO): axon; neuronal cell body; plasma membrane
Molecular function (GO): protein binding; axon guidance receptor activity
Source: RefSeq, a predicted model, not a curated record
ACAUUCUGAUGGACUUUUUACAAUGCCAGACCAUGAUUCGCCUACAGUAUCGCCAAAAUUUUUAUCACGCGGACAUUUGUAUAAAGUUAUAGUUGGCGAAACUAUAGAGCUACCUUGUAAAGUGCAAAAUCUUGGAUCUUUUGUAUUAUUAUGGCGGAAAGGUUCUUCCGUUUUAACCGCUGGUCACUUGAAGAUUACGAGAGAUCAAAGGUUUAAAAUUGUGGGAGAUUAUAAUUUGCAAAUAGCAAGUGUUAAAACCCAGGAUGCUGGCGACUAUAUCUGUCAACUUGGUGAUCAAGAAAAUCGAGAUCAAGUACAUACAGUUGAAAUUUUAGUACCUCCAACACUUCGUGCAUUGCCUCACAAUGGCCAGGUAACCGCGCGUAAGGGCAGCACCGUGACUUUGGAAUGUAAAGCUUCAGGAAAUCCGGUGCCCACAAUUUAUUGGUUUAAAAAAGACGUUUUUGCGGGACCAACUCAUUUAUCAGAUAGUUCAACAUUAAUACUAGAGAAUGUAGACAGACAUCAUGCCGGAAUAUACCAGUGUUCGGCCGAUAAUGGAGUUAAAGAGCGCGUUUCAAUGGAUAUACAACUAACUAUUUUAUCACCACCGGAAAUAACUGUCGAGAAAUCCUGGGUACAUGCAGCUGAAGGUCAUGAUGUGGAGCUUGCUUGUAUAGUUCACGGCGAUGUGAAUUCAGAGAUGCUGUGGUAUCAAAACUCUUUUCUAUUAGAUCCUACCGAUAGGAGAUCAAUGCAGUCAAAUGAUGAUAAAUAUACUUUAAUAAUAAGGAAAUUCCAGCCCUCUGAUUUUGGAAAUUACAGUUGCGUCGCCGAUAAUGCUCUGGGUAGAACUAAAAAGUAUAUUGAAGUAUCUGGCCGUCCGGGUCCAGCAAAUUUUAUAUCUCCUGCUCUAAGUGGAUAUCUCGAUCAUUAUAACUUAACAUGGACCAUAGAAUCAAUUCCAGCACUUGAUGAGAUUAAACUUUUAUACAGACGACUAUUGAUGAAUGAAACCUAUCAGCAUCCAGGAAAGUGGCAUGAAAAUCAUAUAAACCCAACUUUAAUUCGAUUCGAUAAUACCCAUUUUAUCAUGUCACACGUGAUAAAAAACUUGGAACAUAAUGCUGUGUACGAGGCAAUUGUUCAAGCUAAAAAUAAAUAUGGUUGGAACGAGAUUAGCGACAUUCACCAGUUCUACACCAGAAACCAUGAUCUACUCCUCGACAUAGAUAUGGAAUAUAAAAUGGGAAUUUCCAAUGGAGCAGGAGCAUUAUUUACAUUAUAUUUGCUAAAUGGAGAGGCCGCUUGCGCAAUAUUUCUUUUGUUGAAAGUUUGUAUUUAAGAACUUAAUUACUUUAAUAUUCAUUAAGAAAAUGUGCCUUAUAUUUUAGUUAAAAACUUCAUUAAAUUUGUAAAGCUUUUUAUUAUGUAACCCGUUGAUUUAGCUGUGCGAUAGAUACUUUAAGAAAAAGCCAUUUUAUAUUAUUCAUUUAUGAAUUUGAUUCGAGAUAAAGCAUUUUUGUGUCUUUGUGUUGAUAUUCAUUUGUCAGUGAGAUGAGCAGUGUUGACUUUUUUCUCCGACUAAAAAAAAAUGAAUGGAAAAUUGGCUGAAUUGACCAAUCGAAUAGACCAAAGCCAAGUUGUGUAGAAAAUAAAAUAAUUGUGCUUUUUUGUAAGUUAUAUAUUUGCAGAAAAAGUAUUAAAGUGUAUCACAUGUACAUAAAACAACAAAAACUAAGUAAGUAAAAUUAAUAAAAUA